Entamoeba nuttalli P19 is the source of this 1788-nucleotide messenger RNA. RefSeq names its product double-strand break repair protein MRE11, putative. Gene Ontology annotation, molecular function: manganese ion binding; DNA endonuclease activity; 3'-5'-DNA exonuclease activity. The record is from RefSeq and is a predicted model, not a curated record. NCBI's taxonomy places the organism in Eukaryota, Evosea, Mastigamoebida, Endamoebidae. Gene Ontology annotation, biological process: meiotic DNA double-strand break formation; double-strand break repair via nonhomologous end joining; mitochondrial double-strand break repair via homologous recombination. The coding region runs from base 1 to 1788 and encodes 595 amino acids. The transcript has a single exon. Gene Ontology annotation, cellular component: nucleus; Mre11 complex.
AUGAGUAUCGAAUCAAAUACAUUCAAAAUUCUCAUUUGUUCUGAUACUCAUCUUGGUGCAGGUGAAAAGUCGCAUUGUUUAAAAGAUGAUUGUUAUCUUGCAUUUGAAGAGAUACUUCAACAGGCAAAUCAAGAAGAUGUUGAUUUAAUUCUUCAUUCAGGAGACUUUUUUGAUGACCAAAAUCCAUCAAAAUAUUGUCUUACGAAAACAAUGGAAUUAAUGCGAAAAUAUUUAAUGGGUAUACCAAAAAAAUCAUUUGAUGUAGCUUAUACAUACGAACAUAACCAAGAAGAUAAUGGGUUCUCAAUGAAUCAAGGUAUUAAAUAUCCUAUGUACGUUAUUCAUGGAAAUCAUGAUAUUCCAUCAGGAAUAGAAUAUGUUGCUGGACUAGAUAUUUUACAAACAGCAGGACUUGUUAAUUUUAUUGGUAAAGCAGAAGAUAUUUCAGAAAUUGAUAAUAAAACAGACCAAACAAUAUUACAUCUUUCUCCAAUUUUAUUACAGAAAGGAACAACUCGAAUUGCAUUAUAUGGAAUGAGUUAUAAAAAGAACGAAGAAAUGCAUAGACUAUGGGCAUCAUCUCAGGUCCAAAUUGAUGAGCCAGAUGGUGAUGUCUUCAAAAUUCUUCUCAUUCAUCAAGACAGAAUAUUAAGAAAUACACUCACAACAUUCCCUGAAGAAUUACUUAAAGACAGAUUUAAUCUAAUUGUUUUUGGACAUGAACAUUGUUCACAAGUAGAAGAAGGAACUGAUGUUCAAAUCAUUCAAACAGGUUCUUCAUUUCCUUUAUCCAUCUGUGAAUUUGAAAAAGCAGAAAAAUUCAUUGGACUUGCUCAUAUUAAUGGAAUGAAAAUUAAUAUGAAUAAAAUUGCAUUAAGAAAUGUUAGAGAAGUUUUUUAUGAAGUUGUUCAAAUGAGUCAGCUGAUUGAAGGUUCAGCUAAUUUGGAAAUGGUAGAACAUUAUAUAAGGGAAGAAGUUCAAAAUUUUUUUGAUCAAGUUAACACACAUUCAAAAACAAUGUUACCAUUGGCAAGAAUAAUAAUCGAAUACAAAAGCUUAGGAUGUAUUCCAAAUCUAAGAAAAAUGGCAUUUGAAUUUGAGAAAAACAUUGUAAACAAAGGAGAUUGUAUUAAAUUAAAAAAGAAAAUUCAAAAACGAGAAAAGAAAAGUAAUAAAAAAAUAGUUGAUGACGAUUUAUAUGAUGUUUUUUUUGAUGAUGAUUUUAUGGAUGAAGAUUUUUUGGCGAGAAGAAGAGCAGCUCAAAUAGAAGCAUAUAUCGCUGAAGAAAUGAAAUUAAAAACACCAAAAACUAUUCCUCUUAAGGCUAUUGAAAAGGUAAUUGAACAAGUCGGGAAUAACCAAGAAAAUAAUUAUGCAAUAAGUACUAUUAUUCAAUGUUAUAUAAAUAAAAACAUUGAACAAGCAAUGACAAUCAUUCAACAUGACCAUUCAAAAAAAAUGAACGAAGCUAUUGAAGAAGCAUUCCAAUACGUUGAAACAUUAACUCUAGAUGAAGAUGAUUAUGACUAUGUUGAAAGAAAAAUGGCUGAAGAAAAAGGAAAGAAAAAAUCUACAAAGAAAAGAGUUUCAAAAAAGACUAGUUCUAAAAAGAAAAAAACUCAACAAAAAGUUGUGGAUGUUGAUGAGGAAAAUCUUCUUAGUGAAAAUAGUGAUGAUGAUGUCAAAGAAAUUAAGAAACCAAUAUUUAAGAAAAUAACAAAAAAAAGUAAAAAGGUAACUAAAGAUACUAUGAUUCUUAAAAAAUUAAAAGGUACUGACCAGUUCUGA